Molecule: messenger RNA, 595 nt
Organism: Erigeron canadensis
Lineage: Eukaryota; Viridiplantae; Streptophyta; Magnoliopsida; Asterales; Asteraceae
Product: nuclear transport factor 2B-like
Exons: 2
Coding region: 56-427 (123 amino acids)
Biological process (GO): nucleocytoplasmic transport
Cellular component (GO): nuclear pore central transport channel
Source: RefSeq, a predicted model, not a curated record
AUCAACCAAUCGUGAGAGACAGAGUAUCAAAUCGAGUAAUAGGACGGGAGAGGAGAUGGAUCCAGACGCGUUAUCAAAAGCAUUUGUGGAUCAUUACUAUUCAACAUUCGAUACAAACAGAGGUGGAUUGGCUAAUUUGUAUCAGGAUGCAUCCAUGUUGACUUUCGAAGGUCAAAAGAUCCAAGGCUCACAAAACAUCGUUGCUAAACUCACCUCCUUACCUUUCCAGCAGUGUAAACAUACCAUCACCACCGUUGAUUGUCAGCCUUCUGGACCUGCUGGUGGUAUGCUUGUGUUUGUUAGCGGCAAUCUUCAACUCGCCGGUGAACAACACGCUCUUAAGUUCAGUCAGCUGUUCCAUUUGAUGCCAACACCACAAGGAAGCUUUUAUGUGUACAAUGAUGUAUUCCGCUUGAAUUAUGCUUAAAGGAAAAGUGUCAUUCUAGAACCCAAGUGUCUUAGAUUUUGAACCUCAAUUUCGUAAUAUUUCUUGUCAUAUUGAAUGUACUUCUUGAUCUUAAGAUGAUUAAACGUUGUAGGUGCUGCCAGACGUUUGUGCCCUCUAUUAAAAGAAGAGAACUAUGUCUUUCUGCAA